CUUCUAAUAACCUCUCAGUCUCCUGCAUAACAGGGGUCCAGAGACUUCACUAUGCAGAUCUGCUCGGACUAGAACUUCAAAGGUCUAACCGAGAUUGAUUCCAUCGUGGUGGCAAAGGUUCAUUGACACAGUGAGCAUUUACCUGGCCCAGAUUGAUACGGUCAAUAUUGCACCCUAGUUCACUCCAUUGGUAGGCUCAAGGGUUCAAUGCAUAUAUGAAGGGCUCGGAAUGCCUUCCCAUCGAUGCUUCUUUUCCUCAUCCACAGAUUCCAAUGUCAACUGAACACACAGACCUCUCACGAAUACUUCAUCGCCUCAUUUGUGUUGUGUUGAACGCAACUCUUGCAUUGUUGAGCGGUUACAAAGCAUUUCAUCUUUAUCUCAUAAGUCUAUCAAAUAGACCGCGCUUCGUCUUCAGUCUAGAAACAACCAUGGUUCAAGGCAACGCAAGAGCAGAUGCUGGAGGCUCUAGUCGGGAGUAUGGAAUCAAUUUUGAGGUCGCGCCUCCGACCACUGUCUCCCCUGGGGUUUCCAUAUCAUUACCAGUGGUUGUUGUGGUGAGACCGGUAGGAGCUCCAAGAGCCCCUACACAGCAGCUAGUUGCGCAUAUAUCGCUCAGGAACGAAGCCGGGACCGCCCCUGCUCCAGGGCUUACGGGAGUGCUUACUUCCAGUGUGCGCAGCAGCAGUGGGAAUACGAUCAGCGGUUAUGCGCGGUUUGGGCCUCUCAAGUUCACUCAGGCUGGGAGGUUCCGGAUGCGGGUCAUGCUCGGUGCUGCCUCGUCCAACGGUGUAUCUACGAGGGAGUAUGUUGAUUCUGGAAUUAUCACGGUACAAGCGGGUGCUGCACCUCCGCGUCCAACACCUGCACAAGUCUCCAAGCUACAGAGCCUGAUAUCAGAAAAUAUUGAUAUCACAGUCGCAGACAUCGCAGCAUGGCAGGCUGCCUGAAGCUGAACUAGGGCACUCCCUGUUUCACCGUUUGCCCUUCGCGUUGAUCGCGAAUGUCUAGAGUGAAUUCUGAGCUAUGAGUUCUUUCUUCCUUUGCCGUUGGCGCUGUUUCCAAAUCAAUUCCAGCUAAAGAAAGCAGCCUGCUGUGACUGCCGCAGUGUGGAGCUCCAUGUUGCAAAGUCUGUGAGAGGAUACGUACCGGACAUGACCCCCAGAUACAGAAAGCCAG
This is a messenger RNA of Aspergillus brunneoviolaceus CBS 621.78, 1179 nucleotides long. RefSeq lists its product as uncharacterized. The transcript has 2 exons. The coding region runs from base 432 to 950 and encodes 172 amino acids. The record is from RefSeq and is a predicted model, not a curated record. Lineage: Eukaryota; Fungi; Ascomycota; Eurotiomycetes; Eurotiales; Aspergillaceae.